This is a messenger RNA of Alnus glutinosa, 1442 nucleotides long. RefSeq names its product heptahelical transmembrane protein 2-like. The record is from RefSeq and is a predicted model, not a curated record. Gene Ontology annotation, cellular component: membrane. Gene Ontology annotation, biological process: response to hormone. The coding region runs from base 132 to 1169 and encodes 345 amino acids. Lineage: Eukaryota; Viridiplantae; Streptophyta; Magnoliopsida; Fagales; Betulaceae. Gene Ontology annotation, molecular function: signaling receptor activity. The transcript has 4 exons.
UCCAGAUCGUCGAGGGAAAUGAUCGAUUGGCCUGAUCUGCCGGAGAGUUUAGAUCGGGUGGAUAUCUCGCCGGAGAAUCGAAUCCGAAGGUAUUUUCCGGCGAGAAUCUUCGAACCAUUUUACUGGCAAAGAUGAGCAGCCACCGCCGGAGAGGUGCCAAGAGCCCCGGCCGAGUCGAAUCGUCGGCGAAGAAGACGAAUCAGAGAUUCGAUCGGCGAUUGGUGAAGUACCAUGAUUUGCCGGAGUACCUGAAGGACAACGAGUACAUAUUGGACUGUUACCGGUGCGAGUGGCCGCUGAAGCACGCGCUGCUCAGCGUCUUCGCUUGGCACAACGAAACCCUCAACAUCUGGACGCACUUUGGAGGGUUUCUUAUAUUUGUGGGAUUGACGGCGAUGAGCUGGAUGGAGAAGGCCGAGCUUGGACGUCUGUUCAGGGCUCCGGCGCGAGGAGGACUGUUGAUGAACGUCUCGGAUAAUACAUUUCCGGACUCGCAAUUGAGGCAGAUUUCAGAGUCAUCUGUUUUGGCUGCACGAGAAGAUGACAGUUCUUUUGAGUCUAUUCCUAGAUGGCCUUGGUUUGUUUUCUUAGCCGGAGCUAUGAGCUGCUUGGUUUGUAGCUCCCUUUCCCACCUCCUUGCUUGCCACUCAAAACGCCUCAACCUUUUCUUCUGGCGCCUAGAUUAUGCCGGCAUUUCGGUGAUGAUAGUUUGUUCCUUCUUUGCACCCAUCUACUACGCCUUCCUGUGCAACCCCUAUUCGCGUUUCUUCUAUCUGACCUCCAUAUCUGUGCUGGGUAUCCUCGCCAUCGUUACCCUUCUCUCGCCUGCUCUCUCAGCUCCUCGUUUCCGCACCUUCAGAGCCUCCCUAUUCCUCGCCAUGGGCUUCUCCGGAGUGAUACCAGCAGCUCAUGCUGUUGCUCUCCACUGGGGCCAUCCACAAAUCUUUGUUUCCAUGGGGUAUGAAAUUGCUAUGGCAAUUUCGUAUGCUGCAGGAGCUGGAGUCUAUGUGAGUAGAAUACCAGAGCGAUGGAAGCCUGGUGCAUUUGAUAUUGCUGGGCACAGCCACCAGAUCUUCCACGUGUUUGUUGUUCUGGGGGCGCUUGCACACAGCGCUGCCACUCUGGUUAUGUUGGAUUUUCGCCGGGGAUCACCAACCUGUACGUCUUAGCCAUUCCACCAUGCAAUUAGCUAGAAAUUGACCCUGGCAUUUGCUCAUGUUGCUGUAAUUGUGUCAUCUCAGGAAUGUAUUGAUAUUUGUACUGAGCUCAAGACAUUGUGAGAGAACUAUUUAGCACCGCAUAUUUUGUUUGUUCUGUCAUACUAUCUAAACUUGUUUAGACUGUAUGGCUGGCUAUAAAGUAGGAUCCAAGAGUGCAAGUGCAAAGAAUUGUAUGAUUCCUAAUUAAUUAUAUCAAUCAUAGAGAAAUUACAUUGAUAUUUA